Molecule: messenger RNA, 420 nt
Organism: Gorilla gorilla gorilla (western lowland gorilla)
Lineage: Eukaryota; Metazoa; Chordata; Mammalia; Primates; Hominidae
Gene: MSMP
Product: microseminoprotein, prostate associated
Exons: 3
Coding region: 1-420 (139 amino acids)
Cellular component (GO): cytoplasm
Source: RefSeq, a predicted model, not a curated record
AUGGCCCUAAGGAUGCUCUGGGCUGGACAGGCCAAGGGGAUCCUAGGAGGCUGGGGGAUCAUCUGCUUGGUGAUGUCUCUACUCCUCCAGCACCCAGGAGUCUACAGCAAGUGCUACUUCCAAGCUCAAGCCCCCUGUCACUAUGAGGGGAAAUAUUUCACCCUGGGCGAGUCUUGGCUCCGCAAGGACUGUUUCCAUUGCACCUGUCUGCAUCCUGUUGGCGUGGGCUGCUGUGACACGUCCCAGCAUCCCAUCGACUUCCCGGCUGGGUGUGAGGUACGUCAGGAGGCAGGAACCUGCCAGUUCUCCUUGGUGCAAAAAUCUGACCCUCGGCUGCCCUGCAAAGGGGGAGGGCCUGACCCAGAAUGGGGCUCAGCCAACACCCCUGUUCCUGGGGCUCCUGCUCCCCACUCCAGCUAG